AGUGUUCAACUCUGGUGAUUCAUGAAUGAUAGGGGGAUGGGCAUAGCAACAACACCUAGCAUUGUAUAUAUAUGCGCGAAGAAAUAUUUUACACCGCUUCUGUCUGUUUCAUACAAAGGUCGGUGAAGAACUGUUGAACACUUUUAACAACCAUGCCAGAUCAUUGCACGAAAUGUGGAAACGCUAUCCACGAUACCACGGUCACGUUCGAAAAGAAACCGUAUCAUCCCGAAUGCUUUAUUUGCCAUCAAUGCAGAAAACAGUUAUCAGGAGAUGAAAUCUACCAACAUGAGGGAAACAACUACGAUGCUGAAUGCUACUCCAAGUUUCAUGCUAGAAUCUGUGGAAAGUGUGAACAAACCCUAGCUGAUCCGAACAUCACUUAUGUGACGUACGGUGGUCAAACAUUCCAUCCAGAUUGUUUUACAUGUCAAUCUUGCAAUAAAACACUAGCCGGUAAAUCCAUCUACAAACAUGAAGGGCACAACUACGAUCAGGAAUGCUAUUCAACAUUUCAUGCUAAAAAAUGUGCUGUCUGCUAUCAAGCGUUGGUGGAUCCAAAAAUCAAGUACGUCACGUAUGAUGGCAAAACAUAUCACCCUGAUUGCUUUGUCUGCCACAAAUGCAAGAAAACAUUGUCCGGAAAGCAGUUCUACUUGGUAGAUGACACCAAAGUGUGCGAAGAUUGUCAUUGAAGUAUUUCUUAUCAAACAGAUCAACUUUGAAAAAAAAAAUUCCACUAAAAAGUAUUUAGUGGAAUUUUUAUGAUUUGCACAUAUUUUUUAAUCGAGAAUGCAUUGUGACGUCUUGUGGAUGUUUGUCACAUCACAACAUGUUCAUGUGAUAAUAUUUGAAGAACUCAAUUAAUAUAUAGUUAGUAAAGAUAUACAUGUUUUAAGUGAUUAUACGUUCUUAAAUAAGUAUAGACUAUUUACAACCUCCUUCCCGGACUCUGGUGUGUUCACCAACAGCUACGGCUGCCUCGUAAUGGCGCUUUAGGAAAAGAGAACCGGAAACGAGGUUGCGUUGUAGUCAUUAAUAAGUAUUUAUUAUUCGCCAAAUACGGUUAGUAUGCAAUUAUAGCUACUAUGAGAACUGGGCAUGAGUUUGCUUAAAUUGUUUAAUAUAUAUAUAUAUAACAAGUUAAAUAAUAUUUGGAUGCUCUAAUCACACGGUUUGAUUAUGUUGUAAUUUUCUUAAUUUUAAAGAUAAUAAAAAUUUGUCAAUGUAUUA
Messenger RNA from Hydractinia symbiolongicarpus, 1233 nucleotides. Its product is annotated as four and a half LIM domains protein 2-like. The transcript is spliced from 4 exons. The record is from RefSeq and is a predicted model, not a curated record. Gene Ontology annotation, molecular function: transmembrane transporter binding. NCBI's taxonomy places the organism in Eukaryota, Metazoa, Cnidaria, Hydrozoa, Anthoathecata, Hydractiniidae. Gene Ontology annotation, biological process: muscle organ development. The coding region runs from base 153 to 695 and encodes 180 amino acids.